AUGUCUUUAUCAGCACCUAGGCGGAUGCAAGAUACUAAUGAGAAUGACACCGAAAUGAUGCCUAUAUUCGAUUUAGAUCAUCUCAUUGACACUCUAGACGCACGGAACUCGCUUUCCUCUUGCAACAUAAGUACUGACGACGACGAUACCGAAAGUCUUGAAAGUUGUGAUAGCAUUACUUUUCAACCCUCUAAUCACCUAGAGAUGCAAGGAAAUUCCUAUUACGAUCGUGCAGAGAACGAAACAGAAUCUUCGCAGACAUACUACAUUCUUCCAAGGAUUCAUGAUGUAGAAGCACAACAAAGACUGGUCUCUUCUAGUGACCAAGAAAACGAUGAUCUUGAAAAGGAAAUGAAGCCUGCAAAGAAUUCAGGUCGAAAAUGGGGUUGUAUCAUAUUUCUAGCUGUCUUGCUUAUCGGUUGGGCAAUAUGGACCCUAAGCUUAAGUAGAUUAAGUCCAGAUGCUGCCGUGGAAUCAAAUGCUGCUGCGCCUAAAUACGUUGAUUUCGAGGAUAUCUUUAAGGAAGACUUUAUACCUAUACGAUCUCAGCUUGAAUGGGUCAAGAAUGGUCCACAGGAUGGCGUUUAUACGUACAGAGACCCUAGAACGAAUGACAUAUUACUAGAAUCAGUCGAAAAGAGAGGGAGUCGCAUAUUCGUGAAAGCCAAGGAUCUUAUUUUUGAUGGGUUUCCAUUGGAAGUGAGCUCAUUUGAAGUAUCGCAGGACUCACAAUAUGUUAUGCUAAUUACAGACAAAGUUGAGCAAUGGAGAUAUUCUUACCGUGCCAAUAUCUUCAUAUAUUCUAUCACAGAUAAGACCAUAUCUCCCUUGACUCCAUACUCUACAGUAGCAUACAUUCCACAAAUAUCAUAUGCAGUGUGGAGUCCCACAGGGCAUAAUUUGGCAUACGUGAUGGAAAACGACAUUUACACAACUGAUCUAAAGAGACAUCGUCGUAUCACAUUUGAUGGCUCUUCUACAGUAUUUAACGGGAUACCGGACUGGGUCUAUGAAGAGGAGAUAUUUGCAACAAAUUUUGCCCUUUGGUGGUCUCCAGAUUCAACCCAUUUAGCCUUCUUAAGGUUCAAUGAAACAGAUGUACCAGAAUAUACCAUGCAGAUGUACACUGCAUCAGCUAAAAGUUACCCUGACGAAGUGAAAAUAAGAUAUCCUAAAGCUGGUGCUCCAAAUCCAGUUGCAUCUUUGCAUGUUCACAGUUUGGUCAGUAGGACAUCUGUUAUGAUCACAAAGAGAUAUGCACAGAAUGCCACAAUACAAUCAAGUAGCUUAUACAAAGAGUUUGAGGAUCACGAUCGCCUGAUUACAGACAUUGCAUGGGCAACCGAUUCAAAUACAUCACUUUUGUUUAAACAGACGAACAGAGUCCAAGACCAUGAGAUAACAAGCCUUAUUUCUAUUGCACCUUCUCUAAAUGAGUCUAGGGUUGACCUCAUUCGUGAAUAUAUUCCUGAUGAUAAGGGAUGGGUUGACUCUGGCCGAAACAUGGUGUAUCUAGAAACAAAAUCGAAUGGAACAAUCAUUCAAUAUCUUGAUAUUGCAGAUGAUGGAAAUGGAUUUAUGCAUCUUGCUUUGUUUACAGCAAGUAUAAACAAGGAGCUGAGUGACCCUGUAUGGCUCACAUUUGGAGAGUGGGAAGUAAUCGACGGAACCGUUGUUGUUGACAAGAAGAACCAUUUAGUUCAUUUCAUGUCUACCGAAAGGUCUCAUCUUGAGAGACAUCUAUACACUUUAUCUUUGAACAGUAAAAAACCAGCAGCAACCAAAAAAUGUAUCACUUGUCCAAAUGAUCCUAAAGAACAUGCUUACUACGAUGCGAAGUUUUCUCCAAUGGCUGGUUAUUUUCUCCUGAAUUACCUCGGGCCACACAUUCCUAGUGCAGUAGUCAAAAAGGUUGGAAACGCCUCUUUCGAAAAUCCAAUUCAAGACAACCACCAGUUAAAGCAAUUGCUUAAAAAAUAUGAGCUUCCAAGAAAGCGUAUGGUGCGCGUGAAAAGCGGCGGUGUUGAAAUGACGGCUAUGGAGCUACUCCCCCCAGAUUUUGAUAUCACUCAACGUUAUCCUGUUAUAUUCAAUGUAUAUGGCGGACCAGGAUCUCAACUUGCUUCUUACCAGUUUGAGUUAAAUUGGCACAGUUUCCUUGCCAGUCAGCUCAAAUACAUUGUAGUGACAGUCGAUGGACGUGGUACUGGUUUCAAGGGUAGAAAGUACAAGGUUGGAGUACGCGGAAGACUUGGUGAAUUAGAAACAAUCGACCAAAUAAAUGCCGCAAAGCAUUGGAGUAACCUUGAUUAUGUAGAUAAAUCAAGAAUCGCUAUUUGGGGCUGGUCUUUUGGUGGCUUCUUGACUUCAAAAGUUGUCGAGGCUAAUAGUGGAAUAUUCAGUGCUGCUAUGGCCGUGGCACCUGUAACAGACUGGCGAUUUUAUGAUUCGCUGUAUACGGAGCGUUACAUGAAAACACCCGAAAUGAACCCAAAGGGGUAUAUUAAAAGUGCAGUAAACAACAUGACAGGGUUCUCCAAUACAGAGUUUUUGCUUGUACAUGGUACAGGCGAUGAUAAUGUUCAUUUCCAAAAUUCAGCUGUCUUGAUCGACAAGCUAACCAAGGCUGACAUUCACAACUAUAGAGUCCAGUUUUUUACUGACAGCAAUCAUGCAAUCCAAUACCAUAACGCAAAUAAGAAUCUAUACUAUUUAUUGACCGAGUUUCUUUGGAAAAGUUUUGGAGGAAAAGAGUAUAUUCAUUUGCGACAAGAAUCCCAUGGGCGUUUCUUUGGACCUCUAGUCGAGGAUCAUUAAUUCUGCCAUUAAUUACCAUUCCACCAAAAGCAUGAUCCAAGCAACCCAUUUUUUAAACGGUUUUUCACACUUGAAAUAAUCUAAUUUUUAUGGC
Messenger RNA from Phycomyces blakesleeanus NRRL 1555(-), 2911 nucleotides. RefSeq lists its product as hypothetical. The transcript has 17 exons. The record is from RefSeq and is a predicted model, not a curated record. NCBI's taxonomy places the organism in Eukaryota, Fungi, Mucoromycota, Mucoromycetes, Mucorales, Phycomycetaceae. Gene Ontology annotation, molecular function: dipeptidyl-peptidase activity; serine-type endopeptidase activity. Gene Ontology annotation, biological process: proteolysis. The coding region runs from base 1 to 2817 and encodes 938 amino acids.